Drosophila innubila is the source of this 1874-nucleotide messenger RNA. Its product is annotated as tetraspanin-9. The record is from RefSeq and is a predicted model, not a curated record. The coding region runs from base 269 to 925 and encodes 218 amino acids. Gene Ontology annotation, cellular component: membrane. NCBI's taxonomy places the organism in Eukaryota, Metazoa, Arthropoda, Insecta, Diptera, Drosophilidae. The transcript is spliced from 5 exons.
AAAUCAGUUAACAUUCGUGCGCGAACAUGACGUGUUUAGUUUCCAGAGCGACCGUUAAAAUAUAAAUAUUUUGAAUUUCUAACAAGCGUGCCAAUGCGUUGCCAAGUGUUUUGGGCCAACUAAAUGCAGCAGUGAAAACAAUACAAAAACAAAUAGAAAAACCAGCACACAAUUCUUCAGAGUUUGGCGUUGGAAAGACACUAUAUUUAUAAAUAGAAUAUAAAGAGUGCAUUUUGGCAAAGAAAACAUUGCAAAACUAAACAACAAAAUGGCGUGUUCCACAAAGCUAUUGAAAGUAUUUGCACUGAUAUGGGAUUUAAUAUAUGUGCUGCUUGGUGUGGCUGUCAUUGGCAUUGGAGUGUAUAUCAUAAUCAGAUUCGAACAUUUUAAUACCGCCGCCUUCAUCAUCAUUGGCUUUGGCAUCAUCAUCCUGUUGGCCUCGCUCUUCGGCACUUUGGGAGCGGCACGUGAGAGCAGUCGCAUGACAAAAUCGUUUGUGGCCGCUUUGAUUGUUCUGAUCGUGUUACAAGUGCUGACGGUGAGCUUCUUUUGGACAUUCCAAACAUCGCUGCUCAUCAAUGUGGACAAGACGUUCGAUAAGCUCUGGCACAAUCAGCCCGUUCCCAUUAAGCCCGAAAAUGAUAGCCAAAUAGCGAGUAUAGAGAAAUGGCUCGAUUGUUGUGGCAAUGUGAGCUAUAAGGAUUAUAUGCUGCCUCCGAAAACUUGUUACAACAAAGAGACGGAUAAACUUAACUUGGAGGGUUGUCGUCAAAAGUUCUUGGACUACAUUGCCGAACGUUGGACAGCAUUCAAUAUAUUCUCACUGAUUUUAGUCGGUGUGGAGAUUAUUUGCGCUCUGCUCGCCUAUGUGCUGGCCAAUAGUAUUGUGAAUCGCUGGAGACGCUCCAAAUACUUUUCGAAAUAAGUUCCCUCCGUCUAGCAGUCUUCAUAAUUACGCAUACUCAAAAGAAAGGCCAAAGAAUUCUCAAUACUGUGCAAAUACUUACAUACACUACACUAAGCAAUCGAAUUUCCAGAAUAAAUAUUGCGACAAUUGCUAGUCUACCUCAUUUUCAUCCAUCAACAAAUAAAAAACUUAUAAUUACCAAUUGAUAAACUGUUAAGAGUAAUAAAACAUCCGAUUCCGAUACUGAGUCAGCGAAGAGAGAGCUCAACAACAGGUGCCAAAAAAAAAGCAGUGUUCAAACCGAUUUCGAUGUCUACUUACGUAUAUAGACAAUAUUUAAAUGCAUGUAUUUAUUUUUGAUAAGAUUUCUCACAAAACUGUUCAUUAGGGUGCAUCAAUUUGUAUGGACUCAAAAAAUAUUGAAAAUUGGCAGCCCAAAAUCGAAAUCUACGGUCAAUUCUAAGACUUUUCACCAAGAAACCAAGGUUUUAAAAUCCAUUUUUGUUCUACGCUUUUUAAGUUGAAAAAUGUAUUUUUUAGAAAUUUUUAGCAUAUUAUUAUAAGCAUAUUUUUAGUGCUUUAAGUCCGAUUCCGACAGAUUGGUAUCAAAACUUUUGUAAGGAACAGAACUUCAAAAAUUUCAAAGAAUCAAAGGCAUCAAUUUUUCAAGAAACAUAAUUUUCGUCCAUGCAAGGACUAAUACUAAAAAAAUUUUGAAAUCAAAAAGCAGGGACUAGCAAUUAAUUUUGGAACUAAGGUUUCUUGGUGAAAACAUCUUAAAAAUGACCGUAGAUUACGAAUUUGGUUUAACAUUUAUUCUGAAAAAAAUAGAUGCACCCUACUGUUCAUAGUGCCUGCCAUAAGUCACACUUUUUUUUAUGGUCAAUGCAAUUUGUAACAUUUCAAGCAAUAAUGCAACUAUGUAGAUUUGUACUUAUUAAUUACAAUAAAUUCCUAAUAAAUCAUA